Haliotis rufescens (red abalone) is the source of this 1122-nucleotide messenger RNA. Its product is annotated as probable methyltransferase-like protein 24. Lineage: Eukaryota; Metazoa; Mollusca; Gastropoda; Lepetellida; Haliotidae. The record is from RefSeq and is a predicted model, not a curated record. Bases 109 to 1104 code for a protein of 331 amino acids. The transcript is spliced from 8 exons.
AGCACGUGCGCUGUCGUGUAGAAGUGUCAGUCACGUGGAAAAUAUGCUGCAGAUGCACGGUAACGGUGUGUUUACGUGUACGGCGGGAGUCACCGUCUUGGUCGGGAAAUGUCUGGUUCUACAGGGGGAUAUCGUCAACACCAAGGAGGGAAAUCCAACAUUUUCAACAUGCUGUCCCGAAAGGACCGCAGCAUCAUUGUCGGUUCAUGCGCAGUCGUGAUGGUGACCCUCUUCCUGCUGCAUUCACCUGUGAUAAGAAGCCCGAAUGGUUUGAUCGUCCAACCACCUGUCUCCAGCCCUGACCAACUCAGCGAGGAUACAGAGUCACAUAAACGGAGCAUGCCAUUGAUUGAUAAAUCGCCACUCGCCCAGCUCCGCCAUCUUGGUUCGGUGGAUCUUCCUUCCAAGGGCGUGCUUGAGAAGCUGAACAGUUCCACGUUGUACAAGAUCUACCACAGUUACCUUGACAACAUCAACUACUUAUGUCACCGGAGAUUGCGGAUGGGGAAGGUUGGUGAUGGAGGCUGGGAAGUGUGUGACGAUGAAGACUUUCGGCCAAUCACACCGUGCCUUGUAUAUUCGUUUGGCAUCAACCACGACUUCUCAUUUGAUGACGACAUCGCGAAGAACUACCGGUGCCAGGUCUUGUCCUUUGACCCGAGUAUGAAAGUGAAGAGCCACAAGAGGUCGCCUCGGGUUCAUUUCUAUAAGCUGGGCAUCGCUGGCAGCGACAAGGUGGUAAUGAAGAAAGGCUGGGAACUACGAUCACUGUCGUCAUUCAAGCGGCAGUUUAAACAUACGGAGCGCAUCAUCGACGUGUUGAAGAUGGACGUGGAGGGUGCGGAGUGGAGUGCCCUGCCGCAGAUGGUGUCGUCGGGGCAGCUGAGCCGGGUGCGACAGCUGUUUGUGGAAUUCCACGGGGCAUUCAAGGCCCGAGCCGCGUCCGUACCUGCCCUCAAGCUGCUGGAAGACCUGCACGCAAUAGGCUUCCGCAAGUUCUAUGUCCACAAGAACCGCGUUUGUCGUGUCAAGUCUCCAGAUUUCCCCGUCUUGAGAACCGCGUGCUAUGAGGUUCACUAUGUGAAUAUCAAUCUACUGGAAUAAAUGUCUUUGUACUGUUUU